AUGCCAGAGUUGGACAACUUUCCUCCCCUGAAUGGAGCCAGUGGCUCUGAUCUGGGUCUAAAUGGUCCAGCAGACCCAGCCCAGAUUCAGCACAGCAUCCUGGAGGAGCAGGUGGAGCUGUGGUGGUUCAGAGAUCCUGGAAAGUCUGUACUGUGCUAUUGCAUCGCUGUGCUUCUAAUCCUGGGAUGUGGACUCGGCGGAGUUGGACUUCUUUCCACCACCACCAGUGUGUCAAGCGAAUGGAGGCUGGGGGCAGGCACGGCCCUGUGCCUGCUGGCCUUAGGGGUACUCCUCAAACAGUUGCUCAGCUCAGCUGUGCAGGACAUGAACUGUGUCCGAAGCAGACGGCAGAUAAACAUCCUGAAGAGCGGGGGAUUGUCAGACAUUUUAGUGGUUUUAUUCACUGGUCUGUCACUGUUGAUUUGUGGAGGGGUCCUCCUUCAGUUGGCUCUGGCUAACCAUAUGCCAAAGCCUGGCCAAGCUCUCAAUGACAUGUACAUCUCUGGAGUCGUUUUGUUAACGGGAGGAGGAGCAGCUGUUGUGGGUGUCGGGAUAUACUUUGUUGUGGUUGUCCUGCUUAAGAGGACAAGGCACGGACGAAGGCUCGUGGACCGAGUUUUGAACAUCUUUACUGUUUCGGGACACAUGGAGCGCCAGGGCCGCAGAGAGACUGCGUCAAGCUUGGCUAACCUUAUUUGA
Nematolebias whitei (Rio pearlfish) is the source of this 699-nucleotide messenger RNA. Its product is annotated as transmembrane protein 125. The record is from RefSeq and is a predicted model, not a curated record. Lineage: Eukaryota; Metazoa; Chordata; Actinopteri; Cyprinodontiformes; Rivulidae. The transcript has a single exon. The coding region runs from base 1 to 699 and encodes 232 amino acids.